AUGCAAAAAAGAAAACUAAUACUUGUUUUGAUUUAAACUGACAUAGCUGUGAUCCUUACAGGUUUCUACAGCUUAGGUUAAGGUACAUUCUUAUUGUCGGUAUAAAUUGGAGAAACAAUUUAACAUUAUUUUUUUGGUCCAAGAAUCUUAGAAUAAGAACUCUUAAAAGAAAUGUUAUGCUUGCAAGUGGGAAACUAAAGUCUCCAUUUCAGGUAAUCUAAAUAACUCUGAAUAUAGACUUCUUUUCUGUUUUUAAAAUAUUUCAGAAUCAACUCUUCAAAAAUGUGGAACAAACAAAUACAGAGAAUGAUGCUAAAUUGAAUAGAAAAAUUUAAUCAAACCCUCAGAUAAACAAUUAUUAGUAUGAAAUCAUCGAUUUACUUAUACCUGCAUAGUUUUUUGACUCACAAAUCCAAGAAUAAAAAGCCAAAUUAGAUUGUCAUUCAGAUUAUGUUACUUCAAUCUGUUACUCCCUGAUGGAAAUACAUUAGCUUCUGGUAGUUAUGAUAACUCUAUCCGUCUUUGGAAUAUAAAAACAUCGGAAAGGAAAUACUUAAAUCCUAAUUGCCAAAUGGUAUUAAAUAUUUAUUAUGAUUUAGUUAAUCCUGA
Paramecium octaurelia is the source of this 609-nucleotide messenger RNA. The record is from the annotation of a GenBank genome assembly. Lineage: Eukaryota; Ciliophora; Oligohymenophorea; Peniculida; Parameciidae.